Cucurbita moschata (crookneck pumpkin) is the source of this 902-nucleotide messenger RNA. Its product is annotated as olee1-like protein. Lineage: Eukaryota; Viridiplantae; Streptophyta; Magnoliopsida; Cucurbitales; Cucurbitaceae. The record is from RefSeq and is a predicted model, not a curated record. Bases 321 to 821 code for a protein of 166 amino acids. The transcript is spliced from 2 exons.
UAAUUCAGAGUUUGAAUAUCUCGAAAUCCUAAACCAAAUUGAUAACACAUUUGAAACGAUAAUUGGUGCGAAGUCAAUAAACUUCUAAAAUCAGACACUAAUUUUGAGAAAAUGAUCUAAAAAUAGAAGAUGAAAUUUUGUUGAGAGAUUUAAGGGGAUGAACGAAACCAAAAAUUCCUCAGCCUCCCAAAAAUAACAAUCAAAUAAAAAAUGGAGGCUAUAAAAUCAGCUCCCCAUUCUUCAUCUCCUCAGCUCUGCACAAAAAGCACAAAUAACAAAGAGCCAGCGGCAGAAGAAGAAUAAGAAUAAGAACAAGAACAAUGGCGAAAUCUGCAGUAAUGCUUGUUUCAGCCCUCUGCCUCAUGUCGCUCAUCAACAUCGCAACCUGCGAGAAGGAACGCUUCUUCGUGGAAGGCAAAGUGUAUUGCGACACAUGCCGGAUCCAAUUCUUCACAAAAGUCAGCAAAUUCCUCGAAGGCGCGACUGUGAAAUUGGAAUGCAGAGACAUCGAAGGAGGAAAUGUGACGUUCAGCAAAGAGACGGAGACAGAUAAAUCGGGGAGUUACAAGAUCGAGACGGACAAAGAUCACGAGGAAGAGGUGUGCGAGGUGUCGCUGGUGAAGAGCAAGGAUCCGGAUUGCGAUGAGAUCACGAAGGAAGGGUACGCACACAAAUCCAGAGUAAGUAUCACCAGCAACAGUGGAAUCACCAGCCCCGAACGCCUUGCCAAUCCGUUGUCGUUCAUGAAGAAGGAGAAGCUGCCUGAGUGCAAGGAGGUUCUCAGAGAGCUCGGCUUCGACGAAUAUGGCAACAUCGUCUAAACCACCACCGCCAAAUGUUCUUUAUAAUAGUGGACAAACAAACACCACGCAUUUCUUACCGAACUUCUCAAUUAUUUUUUU